ACCACUACUAAUACUACUACUACUCUUGCAAAUCCUAAAAUGCAUUCCCUAAAACCAUUCACUUUUACACUAAAUCUAUUACUCUUGCUACCAUUUCUUUCAUCCCAAAAACCCUUGGUCAAUGCUGACAUCGAGCAAGUUACUCUCCGUGACCAAUCAUCACUCUCUCUGAACAACAACAACAAAAACAACUCUUUUGCAUCUGAAUCUGAUGAAGAAGACAUUUUGAAAAGAAGUUGUUCCAUUGAAGCUGAUAUAACUGCAUCUAAUUUCACCUACCUCAUGAAAUUCGGUGUUAAAAGGUACGAAGGCGAUAAAGCUCACAUAUAUUUAAAUGCCACUCUAGACACCGGAAGCGAUCUCAUAUGGUUUCAUAGCCAGCCUUGCGAUUAUUUACUAGGUUGUGAUUGUUUUUGUUAUCACAAAGGUGAAUGUAUCAAGAAGCCCCAGAAAAUCAUCGGUUGUGCAGAUCAAGAAUGUGUGAACUUGAAAGAAUUUGGAAUCAAACAUGAAUGUCACCAGCAAAAUGAUAACAAAUUAUGCCGGUACAACGGUAAAUAUGCAGACAGUACUGAAUUAAAAGGAUUUUUUGGUACUUCAGAUUUUCAUUUUACAAUUGACGAAAGUGGUAAAACCAAAGAUAAACCAUUGAGAGUUGGAUUUUCGACCACAAAGAAGGAUAAAGAUGUACCAGAAAGAAAUGGAAUUGUUGGACUUGGAAUGGGAGGAUACUCUUUGAUAAAUCAAUCUAUAGGUGUAACCCCGAGGAAAUUCUCUUAUUAUCUUCCUCAAUUUCGUCGGAAAGAUGAACAAGAUAUGAAAGAUAAAAGCAAGUUCAAAUUUGGUUGCGGUGUGGAAAUUUCGGAUGAAAAAAGUACUCCUUUGUUACCAAAACAAGACAAAUAUCAAAUGUGCCACACUCGUUACUGCGUCCAAAUUAAAAGUAUCUGUCUGAAAUUCAAAGGCAAAAAAUGUGAAAAUCAUGAGAUAGAAGUGAGUGAAGGUGACACUGAGAAUGAUAACGUAAUAGUUAUUGAUUCAGGUACUACAUUUACGUAUCUUAAAAACAAUAUAUUCGAAAAAUUAUUAGAUAAACUAAAAAAGAAGUUAAAGGACGAAAGCCCAAGAAAGUUAUUAUUUUAUGAAAAUUGUUUUGAGAAAAAGGACGGGAAUGUCGAGAAAUUGGAGAAUAUAUCAUUUAAGUUUGAUGGUACAACAAUUGAAUUGAAGAAGGAGAAUUUCUUUGAUGAAUAUAGUGUUCCAGAUUGCAAUGGUGGAGACCCAAAAAACUAUGUUUGCUUAACAGUGGAGGGACAAAAUAAAGGGUAUCGUAAAAGGUUGCGUAGCUAUGGAGACUCAGUGGGAGAACCACAAAUACUUGGAAGUAGGGCACAAAUGGAUUUUACGGUUGCUUUUGAUCUUGAAGACGAUACGAACAUGAAAGUGUCUUUUGAGAAUAAUGAAAAAAAUUCAGACCUUUCAGAAUAAGAAUUUGAUGCUAUGUAUAAUUGGUCUAUUGUACUGCCUCUAGUUAUGUGUGUCAAGAAUAAAAAAAAAGUAUGGUUAGUAA
Molecule: messenger RNA, 1570 nt
Organism: Lathyrus oleraceus (garden pea)
Lineage: Eukaryota; Viridiplantae; Streptophyta; Magnoliopsida; Fabales; Fabaceae
Product: aspartic proteinase CDR1
Exons: 2
Coding region: 40-1488 (482 amino acids)
Cellular component (GO): extracellular region
Source: RefSeq, a predicted model, not a curated record